Molecule: messenger RNA, 1434 nt
Organism: Rotaria socialis
Lineage: Eukaryota; Metazoa; Rotifera; Eurotatoria; Philodinida; Philodinidae
Source: the annotation of a GenBank genome assembly
AUGCCCGAUAAUAGUGACGGUGGUAGUCCAUCACAAGUACGUGCACCUAAAAGAUCACGUUCGCCAGAUCAUUCACCAAUUCUUGAACGAAAAUCUAAAGUUGCUAAAUUUGAACUACAACAAGACAAUGCUGGUCAGGAUAUCAGCAACAAAGAAAAUCACACGAAUCAUAAACAAUCUGAAAUGAUUAUGGUAAAACAUUCUUUAUCUACGUGUAAUAUUGAAGAAGAUGAUCAAGAUGAUGGAAUCAUCAUCGAUCAUCUUGAUUUAUCAUCUUUACCUUAUCCUUGGUAUCGUUCAAAUUCACUAUGGUCAAAUAUGAUGGCGAAAACAUUUGAUGAAACAUACAAAUGUCAUUCAAAUUUUCUUAAUGCACAUCCAGCAAUAACAAUUAAAAUGCGAAGUGUUCUAUGUGAUUGGAUAAUUGAAGUUUCUGAAGUUUAUCAUCUUCAUCGAGAAACAUAUCAUUUAGCUAUUGCUUAUAUUGAUCAGUAUUUAUGUAAUACAUCUAAUUUACCAAAAGCUAAACUUCAAUUACUUGGUAUAACCGCACUGUUUAUUGCUGCUAAAAUAGAAGAAAUCUAUCCACCACGUAUAUCUGAAUUUGCUUAUGUUACUGAUAAAGCUUAUUAUGAAGGCGAUAUACUUGAUAUGGAAUUAGAUAUAUUGAAUGCGUUGAAUUGGUAUAUAAAUCCAAUGACGUCAACUAGUUGGCUAUUAGCAUUUCUUCAAGUUGAAUCUGAAAUUGAAUUGAUGAAUAACAGUUUACAGUCAUCAAUAUCUUCAACUAAUGUUACGCCCUCACAUUAUGAUCGUUGUAUUAAAAAACGACGUUUAUCUUUAUUAAACACUCAAAAACCUUCAUCAUCAUCAUCAUCAGACAGUGAAUUUUUGAAAACUUCAAUGCUAACAAGUGUACAUCGAACACCGAUGUUCCUUCAGACAUUUUCAUUAGCUGUUCGAUUACUUGACUUUUGUUCACUGGAUAUUGAAUAUUCACAAUUUCCAAAGAAUGUAAUAGCUGCAACAGCUAUUCUUGCUUGCAAACCAAAUUGGCCUGUUGAACAGAUCACUUCUUUAAACGAUGAUGAUUUAUAUAUUUGUCAUGAAUGGAUGAAGCCAUUUUUCGAUGUACUUUAUUUUGGCCAAAGUCUAACGUCAAUGCCAGUUCCAGCAUCUCGGUCAUCACCUGCUAUACCGAUCGAUGAAAUUUAUUCAAUACAAAUACAUAAUAUCUCUUUGGAUCUGCUUGAAAAUGUUUAUAAAAAACGUCCGAAUUUUAUUCCACCAACAACAAACAAUCGUCCUUUUCGGAAUCUUGUCAAUCGUUUAUCAUGGCUGCCAACACCGCCAACAUCGCUAGAAAAGCAACACCAUGAAAUUAUUGUCAAUGAAGAAGAGCAACUUCAAAUAGCGGAAGUCGUAUCAGUAUAA